Cyprinodon variegatus (sheepshead minnow) is the source of this 1317-nucleotide messenger RNA. RefSeq names its product kelch domain-containing protein 3-like (gene klhdc3l). Bases 252 to 1244 code for a protein of 330 amino acids. The record is from RefSeq and is a predicted model, not a curated record. The transcript has 7 exons. Gene Ontology annotation, molecular function: protein binding. NCBI's taxonomy places the organism in Eukaryota, Metazoa, Chordata, Actinopteri, Cyprinodontiformes, Cyprinodontidae.
AACGCACCAGUUGUUCACCGUUCGGAAGACGAGAGGAAGAGGCCCGGGAAAAGUUACCAUCCUGCUAUGCUGAGAGAUGCCAGGGACGGGUCAGACUAGUCCCUGUUUGUGGACGCCGCUCCCUCAGAGCCGCCUGUGUCCGGGUGACCGCUGCAAACACGCCUGCUGCAGCUAUAACGGGGACGUCUACGUCCUGGGAGGAAGGGACAGCAGCUGCCUGGGAGACUUCUGGAAGUACAGUGUUGUGCUUGAUGAAUGGACCCGACUCAACUGCACUGGUGAAGCUGCACCAGAAGAGCUGGAGCAGCAUUCUAUGGUGGCUCAUAAGGGUUUCCUCUAUGUGUUUGGAGGCAUGUUGGAUUCUGCAUACACUUGGAGGAAGUGCCCCCUCUGGGUGUUUGAGACCAAGCCAAAGGCCGAGCAAUCGGAAAGGACACAGCGCCGUGGUGCUGGGAUCGGCCAUGCUGGUCUACGGAGGAUUCAUGGACCUUAAAGGAACCUCGCAGGAGUUUUGGAGUUUAAAUCUCAAUUCCAUGACUUGGACUCGGCUUACUGGUUCUGAGCGGGGAUCAUCAGGUCCUGGACCCAGACACAGUCACUCCGCCGUGGCCUACAGGGACUCCAUGUUCCUGUUUGGAGGACUGAAAGGUCUGCGGGAGCAGAGAGACUUCUGGAAAUGGGAUUCCACCAACCACACCUGGACCUCCCUCAGGCAGGGCCCCCCUCGGCUGAUGGGCCACGCGGCUGUGACCUACAGGGACAGUAUGCUGCUUUUCGGAGGCGGUGAGAGCCAGAAAUCACCAAACAACAGCCUGUGGAGGUACAGCUUCCCCUCUCAGAGCUGGAGCCAGGUGGCAUCCCUCCCACACAGCGACGCCCCACAGAGGAUUCACCACUGCUGCACCGGACUGGGUCGCAGCUACGAGUCCGAUGGCGUCCAGGCCGCUCUGUCGUCACAGCAGGAUGCUAAACCGCGACAUUUUAAAAAUAAAUGCUUCCCCGUUUCCCAAUCAGACAUAGAAAUGAAGACAUUCAGCAAAGGUCUUUGUUCUUCAGAGACCAUCUUUGACACAGAGAAGAACUGUCUGACGUUUGAGAACAGAGCUUUUAAGAAGCAGUGGAGCUGCUCAGACGACCAGGACAUUUCCAAGAAUCUGCCUGACAUGCUGCUGGUGCUGGGAGGAAAACCGUUCAGCAUAAAGAGUCCCAUCUCCAUCUGGAGUAUGACCCUGACUGACUCUUAACAGACGGUUGACUUGAAGGUUUACUUACAACCAGUGUUGCCCCCCCGCCCGAUGAUACAACUUGUACAUAAGA